AUGAAGGAGUUACAUAUAAAUAAAAGAAUAAUUAAAAAAAGAAAAAAAGAAAGUAAUAGCAUAAAUAAAAAUGGACAUAAAAAAAAUAAUAAAGUUCUAAAAAUUUAUAUAAAAAACAGAAAUAAAAAUAUUGACAAAAAUGAAAAAAAUAAUGAAAUUGAUAAAAAUAUUAAAAGUAUGUAUGAAGAAAAGGAUAAAGUUAAAAUAAUUAGAAAUUGUAAAAAUAAUGAUAAUAUAUUUGAUUUUAUAGAUAUUAAAUAUAAAAAAUAUUUUUUAGAAAAUAAGGACAAUACUAGUAGCAAUAGUAGUCAUUUUAUUUUUUUUGAAUCAAUUAAUGCAUAUGAAUUAAAGAAACAUAAUAUAAGUACAAAGCUUUUUAAUAUAAUACUUGAUAUCACAAAGAAUAAUAUGAAAAAUUUGUAUAAUGAAACCAAUUUUUUAAAUAAAGGAUGGUCAGAUAAAAUAAAAAUGGAAGAACUAAAAAAUGAUAAAUGCAAAUUAAUAUUAGGUUUUUUAAAAAAUAAUAAUAAAAUUAAAAAUGAAGAAGAAUAUAAUUUUUUGGAUAUAAUAAAAAGUAAUGAUAAAAAAAAAAUUGAUAAUUAUCUAUAUAAUUAUAAAUUAGUUUGCUUUGUACACUAUAGAUUAAUACCCGAUUAUAAUCCAAAUCAAAAAAAUAUAAUUUGUUAUCUUUUUGAAAUUCAAGUAAUUCCUAAUUAUACAAAAUUAGGAUUAGGUAAGCAUUUAAUAAGUAUGUUAGAAAACUUAUGCAAGAGUGUAAAGCUAAAAAAAAUAUUAUGUACUGUCUUAAAAAAAAACAUAAAAGCAAUGUCAUUUUAUAAGAAUAAAUGUUGUUUUGAAAUGGAUGAAAACUCACCAGAUAAUUUCAUAUCAGAUGGCUCAAAAUCAUGUGAAUAUGAAAUAUUAAAAAAAGUAAUUGUAUGA
Messenger RNA from Plasmodium relictum, 942 nucleotides. RefSeq names its product acetyltransferase, GNAT family, putative. The record is from RefSeq and is a predicted model, not a curated record. Gene Ontology annotation, cellular component: nucleus. The transcript has a single exon. The coding region runs from base 1 to 942 and encodes 313 amino acids. Gene Ontology annotation, molecular function: histone H4 acetyltransferase activity; protein N-terminal-serine acetyltransferase activity; histone H2A acetyltransferase activity. Lineage: Eukaryota; Apicomplexa; Aconoidasida; Haemosporida; Plasmodiidae.